GGUUCGAUGACCGUUCGGAGGGUGAUGCGUGCCGAUCGCAUCAUCACGCAAUAUGCUUCCUUGUUUAGAGCGUGUUAGUUUCAGUAUUUGAGUGUCUACUUCUUAGUAUCAGCACUUUGUAGCUGAUCCUACUUAAUUCUCGACUCAAAACUCAGUUUCUGUUCGUUUUUGUGAAUGAAAAUGAACAUUACAUCACGAACCCAUUCCAACUAUUGAAAACGGCUCUUGAUCUUGAUCAGUUCUUUAUGCGACCGUUGGCGUCUUUCUCGUCGACGCGAGAUUUCACACUCACUCACCUUCACACACACACCUAUUGAAAGCCAAACAACCUAAAAACGCCCAUUUGUUGUUUGUCUCGUUGCACACGGGAAUGAUUUGUUUGUAGAACGCGGUGGCUCCAGCUUCAGCCGUGGCGUCCGGAACCUGGGUCAAGCUCUGUGAUCCACUGCAUCUACUCCAGUAGAUCACCAUCACCAGAUGGUUUCCGAAAUAGGAACAACCAAACAACGACGAAACCUGGCUGCCCAAAACAAAACUGAAUGGACACCAAUGUGCCAUGCCUCUUUGGAUUCCAUCCGCUGCAAGUGAGGCAGGCGCAAGAUUGUAACCGAUUGUUUAGAUUAGCUUCGUUCCAGGAGAUUUACAUGACAAAACGGUUGCGCUGCUCAACCCAUCCGGAUGGGUGGACAGCCCGGAACCCGACUCUCGGGCGGUAUAAAGCGCUCGGCAUGGCCAGCAUCUGGUCUCAGUCACGUGGUUCAUCCCGUUGGACCCGGUUGGUGUGUGUUGGAAAGGUCAGUUUAGUGUUCGGGACCGGGGGCCAGUACAGACCCCCAUCAUGUGGAACGGUGCACUGAUCGUGAUCGUGCUGUUGUCGCUGUUGUACUGCUGUUGGGAUGCCCGGAAGCCGAAAAGAUUCCCCCCAGGCCCCUACUGGCUCCCGUUCAUCGGCAGUGGUUUGGUGAUGCUGAAGCUUGUCCGAUCGCUCCACUACUUCCAUCUGAUGUGGUCCAAACUCUGCCACCAAUACGGUCCAAUCGUUGGAGUGCGCUUCGGUCAGGAUCGUAUCAUCGUCGUUUCGGGCCGUGAAGCGAUCCGUGCCAUGUACGCGAAAGAUCAGUUCGACGGCCGUCCCGAUGGGUACUUUUUCCGCAUGCGUUCGUUCGGCCAGCGGCUCGGCGUAGCGCUAACGGAUGGUCCACACUGGGAGGUGCAGCGCAAGUUUGCCGUGCGCACGAUGAAACAGCUCGGCAUGGGCCGGAACGACUUUGUGCGUGUGAUUGAGCGGGAAGUGCAGGAGCUGGUGGAAAACUUCCAUCGGCGGGUGGUGAAGGGAGAAACUUUCCCGAUGAGUGGCUCGAUGGAUGUGGCGCUGCUGAACGUGCUGUGGGUUUUGCUGGCGGGGCAGAGGUUUGAGCUGGAGAAUGAGCGGUUGGGCUGGUUGGCGGAUACCGUCCAUCGGACGUUUCACGUGAUCGAUGUGUCGGGUGGAACGUUGAACCGGUUCCCAUGGCUGCGGUACGUCUGCCCGGAGAGCUCUGGGUAUGGACCGAUGUUGCGGCUGCUUAAGCCACUUUGGGGAUUUUUGAAGGAAACGAUCGAAACUAUUCGAAAGAAUCCACACUGUCCCAGCAGGCGCGAUAGUCUCAUCUCGGCCUUCCUGGUAGAGAUGUCCCGAACCGAGCGUCACGAAUCGUUUACCGAAUCGCAGCUCGUCAGCCUUUGCUUGGAUCUGUUCCAGGCCAGCGUUGAAACGAUGAGCAGCGUGCUCGGGUUUGCCUUUCUGUACAUGCUGCACCACCCAGACGUGAUGCGGAAGGUACAGCAGGAGCUCGACACUGUCAUUGGACCGGAUCGGUUGCCGACGGCUAACGAUAGACCCUUGCUGCCAUACACGGAGGCCGUCAUCCUAGAGGUGGAACGCAUAGCGACCGUCGUACCUGGCGGGCUUGUCCACCGAGCGAUGGAGGAGGUGGAACUGUGCGGGUAUCGCAUACCGAAGGAUGCCAUCGUGAUGCCACUGCUUUACUCGCUCCAGAUGGAUGCGGACUAUUGGAUCGACCCGGACGUGUUCCGGCCGGAACGGUUCCUCAGCGUGCAGGGUGACCGGGUGAUGCAGCACGAUCUGUUCAUACCGUUCGGGGCGGGGCGGCGCCGCUGUCUUGGCGAGUCACUGGCCAAACCGGCCGUUUUUCUGUUCUUUAGCGCGAUUAUGCACCGGUUUGAAAUUGAAUGUGAAGGGAAGGAGCUGCCGUCGCUCAACGCUGUCGAUGGUAUUACGUUGUCACCGGUACCGUACACACUGCGGCUGGCAGAACGGGUGUGUAGGUAGAUAGUGUCUGUGUGUGUGUGUUUGGCUACGUGGGAAUUUAAUUAAAUUAAUAUGAAACUAAGUGCAGGUUACUGAGAAUUAUAUUGUCUAACGCUGUAAAACAAAUAAAAGCUUUUAUAAAGCAAAGUAUUUCAAAAAUA
Anopheles arabiensis is the source of this 2472-nucleotide messenger RNA. Its product is annotated as methyl farnesoate epoxidase-like. The transcript is spliced from 4 exons. The coding region runs from base 839 to 2332 and encodes 497 amino acids. Gene Ontology annotation, cellular component: cytoplasm; intracellular membrane-bounded organelle. Gene Ontology annotation, molecular function: iron ion binding; heme binding; oxidoreductase activity, acting on paired donors, with incorporation or reduction of molecular oxygen, reduced flavin or flavoprotein as one donor, and incorporation of one atom of oxygen. Gene Ontology annotation, biological process: xenobiotic metabolic process. The record is from RefSeq and is a predicted model, not a curated record. NCBI's taxonomy places the organism in Eukaryota, Metazoa, Arthropoda, Insecta, Diptera, Culicidae.